UUCACCCCACGCCAGUCCACUCUGACACACACAUACAGAGAAAAUAGUGUGUGUUUCUAUGGCAAAUUCUUGUUCUUUUCCUUCUGAAAUCCACUCCAUCAGCCUUUUCACUUUACUGAAGCAGUCAACAUUUUCUGUACAAAUGGGGAGUUGAAAGAUCACCUAAUCCUAUAUGAACUGAUAAGUUCUUGAAUUUAUACUAUUAGAAGUCAUAAAUGCAGCAUAAAGAGGCUAAAUUUAGCACAUAAAGACUAUAAAGAUUCAGUCUUUAAGGCUGUAUAGCACUCACGACAUUUGCUAUGGUUGGUUUACAAAUAUCUAGUGUAGACUUAGAAAACGGCGAGGGGAGUCUACGUUUCUCCGACGCGGAUGACGGUUCUUCUUACUCUCAACUUUAUUCCACAGCUGAUGGUGAUGGUUCUUGUGAUGAUUACAACUGGUGCUGUGGCUCUAGGCUUGGACAGAUUUUAGUACCUCAAAAUUUGGAAUCUGGGAGAAAUUCAUCUGUGGGUGAUUCUUCAGCAGACAGAGAAAAUGGAGAUAAUGAGAAGCAUUUGGGGAAAGUUGAGAGAGAUUGUAGGAUUUGCCAUUUGAGUUUGGUGAGUCGUAGCCCAGAAACAGGUGUUGCCAUUGAAUUGGGUUGUUCUUGUAAGGAUGAUUUGGCUGCUGUUCAUAGGCAUUGUGCUGAGACUUGGUUCAAAAUCAAAGGAAACAAGACAUGUGAAAUUUGUAAUUCAAUUGCGCAGAAUGUGGUUGGCCCGAAUGAUAUUGAGGCAUCACAACAGACGAAUGAAAGCAAUUCAACUGUAGCAAAUACAGCCUCGGCUGCAGGACUAGCAAGUGCAGAAACUCGAAGUUGCUUAAAUGGCCACCGUUUUCUAAAUUUUCUCCUCGCCUGCGUGGUUGUUGCUUUCAUUAUAUCUUGGCUUUUUCACAUUCACAUUCCAUCAUAAAUAUUAUUAUGAAAGAGUUCUUUCAGAAGAUGGUGGAAAAACUGGUAUGAUGUCCACAGGCUUGCGAAAGAUAGUGAUGAGUAGAUAGGUAUUGGUGGUUAUAGUGUUCGUUUACCAUACAUUUCUCCGAGUUGUAUCUGUAUUUUCGGUUUGUACAUUUGUUGCAAUUUGGUCAUUUUGUCUGUGUACUUGGGUGAGCUCGUGUUUAAGAAACCCAACAGAGGCAUAAUUAGAAA
Molecule: messenger RNA, 1189 nt
Organism: Olea europaea var. sylvestris
Lineage: Eukaryota; Viridiplantae; Streptophyta; Magnoliopsida; Lamiales; Oleaceae
Exons: 2
Coding region: 300-953 (217 amino acids)
Molecular function (GO): zinc ion binding
Source: RefSeq, a predicted model, not a curated record